Molecule: messenger RNA, 8736 nt
Organism: Haliotis rufescens (red abalone)
Lineage: Eukaryota; Metazoa; Mollusca; Gastropoda; Lepetellida; Haliotidae
Product: serine/threonine-protein phosphatase 6 regulatory ankyrin repeat subunit B-like
Exons: 4
Coding region: 310-8715 (2801 amino acids)
Molecular function (GO): protein binding
Source: RefSeq, a predicted model, not a curated record
UAUAGAAGUUGUUAUCCAUAAAUUGCGUCUGCUUUGUCAAGUUUUAUGGUGCAGCUAACAAUACAGUCUCAACACAUGCUGUAGGCUGCCACUACCCGGUACGAUGCACUUCCAUGUUCAGGUGAGAAGCAGUUCGUACGAAAUACGUGUCAAGUUGUCACAAUAGCUCCGCCCACACAUGGAGUUUAGUGCGGGUAAGCCCACUGUGGGAUUUAGGACUCUGCAUGUAUCGUACAUCCUGGUGUCAGUAGCGGGACGUAUCUCACAAAGCCUCUUCAAAAUGUUCAACUGACGAUAUAACAGUGAGAAAUGGAAGGAAAUCCGGACUCACGUGACCAUCAGAUGACCGGAUGCCUCACAGAGGAAGCAGCUGAUUUACUGAGGAGGACUGAACAAGGGAGACAACCUACUUCCACAACUGCAAUACAGCACAACUACAGUGGUCCAGUGAAUCAAGUGGACUUGACCAAUGCUACCAAUGUCUCCGUCUCCGUCGGGGAACAUGGAGCUAGAGGAUGUCUGUCACAAGAACGUUACUGCCAAAAGGUGGAACUGCUCAAGGAGUAUUUUGUGGACAUCCAUGCCCUCCAGACAGCCCAACAGCUCCUUGAGAAGCAUGGCCAUGUCAGCAUCUGUGGAGCUCCUGGAGAUGGGAAGACCAGCAUUGCACUGAAGAUCUGUGAGGCAUAUCAACAAAAGAGAUAUGAAACAGUGUUUGUGGAAAACAUUGAACAUUUUGACGUUGAUACAAUUUCUAAACGACAAUCACACAUGCUGGUUGUUUUUGAUGAUAUAUUUGGUUCUGUCACAUUCUAUUCAAAUUUGGAAAAACUACAUAAAUUGUUCAGUGACUUGAAUGAUAACCUUGCUAAAACUGCCGCUGAUACAGAGAGGGAAUCCAAGGAGAAGAAAGAGAAAAAAUCAAAAGGUAAGGAAAAAUCCAAUGAAGAGACCCCCAUCUACAGACUGAAGCUUGUUUUUACAUCCAGGACAUAUAACUGGAAGGGGGGAUGUUCAAGACUACACAAGUACAAAGUGGAUCUACUCAAAACAGAAGCUAUUCUUGAUAUGACUAAAGACUGUCUCACAGUUGAAGAAAAGAAACGUAUGUUACAGUCCUACAAGAGCAAACAUCCUACAUGUGAUGUCUCUGAAAAGGAUAUUUGUAGCAUCACAGAUUCAAAACACAACAUAUUUGGAUUCCCUCUUAUCAGCAAACUCUUUUUCACUCAUGCAGUCUUCCAGAUGCACAACGCAAAAUUCUUCAAUAAUCCGCUGACGUACCUGAGAGGUGACCUUGACGCCAUUGUCCAGGAAGAAAGCAAUAGAUCGGCAGCCAUCCUUCUCCUCAUCCUGUGUGAUGGAAACUUGAACCUUGUUUCUUUGCAGUCACGGAAAGCUGGAAACGUCAUGUUUGGUGCUGUGAAGGAAGUAGUUCCUUGUUGUACAAGCACCGGGAUUGCCAAGGAGAUCAACAACUUUACUGGGGUCUACUGUACAGUCGAGGAUCACAUCGCAUCCUUCUCUCACCCCUCCAUAUACGAUGCUGCAGCCUGUGCUGUAGGACAACUCAAUAUCGUGUUGCUGCUGGAACACUGCUCCCUGAAAUUCCUGUAUGAAAGAGUGAGGCUGGGUAAAGGUAUACAGUCAUCAGACAUUGAAGAUGUCACAAACAUGAUCCACAUCACCCCCCAACUACACCAAACAGUAGUGGACAGACUGGUGGAAGGUAUUCGACAAGGGUGCUUCAUUUGGACAGUGACACAUCCAGUUUUCCGCGAUGAGAGGAUUGCCGCCCUACUAUGGACAGAGAUUAAUGAUAACAUUGUUGAGACUGUCCAACAAAAGGAUAGUGACUCUGGUGAAUGUUUUUGGUAUUUGGCUUCCAUAUCUGAGAGUUACUUUCUAUUCUCCAAGACAUUAGAAGUAGUUGGAAGACUUGGUGACUCUGCGCCUGAUCUAUAUGACUGUGUCGUAGCCUGUGUCACACAUGGCAAACUGAAACACCUGGAACACCUCGUUACAGUCAUGAGUCUACAUGGAGGAUUCGAUGUUGAAUUUUCCAUAGACGGGGAAACCCUCCUGAUUAUGGCUGCCCAGUCAGGACAGUCAGAGGUAUUCAACUUCCUCAUCCAGAAGGGUGCUGAUAUUUCCGUGACGGACUGGGCAGGAAACACCUGUUUACAUUAUGCCUGUGAAUCAGGAAGCAUGCUGUUGACAACAAGGGUGAUUGAAACUUGUCCUAUUUCAAUCAAUUCUAUGAAUAAUAAUGGAUUAACACCUGCAAUGUUUUGUGCAAAAAAAGGUUGCCUUGAUAUCCUGAGGUUCCUCAAACAAAAAGGAGCCAAUUUAACUCUUACCAACUAUUGGUUGACAAAUUGUUUGCAUUUAGCGAGUGAAAAUGGCAAUCUGUCAACUGUGAGCUUUUGUAUUUCACUGAAAAUAUUUGAUAUGAACAAGAAGGAAACAAAACAGAUGCAAACACCAAUUAUGAUGGCAUUGCAAGGAAGACACUAUGAUGUUUAUCAUCUCCUUGUAACUGAGGGUGCAGAUCUGACCCUGACUGAUCAAUACAACAAAGACUGUCUGAUGUUGGCAUGUGAGGGAGGAAACAUAAAUAUAGUGAAACAUGUCUUGUCAAUGAAAACAUGGGAUAUCAAUAAGCGGGGAGGAUAUUUGAAACAAACACCAAUUAUGAUGGCGUUAGAAGAAGGACACCAUGAUGUUUAUAAUCUCCUUGUAUCAGAGGGUGCAGAUCUGACCCUUACUGAUAAAAACAACAAAGACUGUCUGAUGUUGGCAUGUAAGGGAGGAAACAUAAAUACAGUGAAACAUGUCUUGUCAAUGAAAACAUGUGGCAUCAACAGGCGGGGCGGAUUUUUCGAACAAACACCAAUUAUGAUGGCAUUAGAAGAAGGACACUAUGAUGUUUAUCAUCUCCUUGUAUCAGAGGGUGCAGAUCUGACCCUUACUGAUGAAUACAACACAGACUGUCUGAUGUUGGCAUGUCAGGGAGGAAACAUAAAUACAGUGAAACAUGUCUUGUCAAUGAAAACAUGUGACAUCAACAGGCGGGGAGGAUGGUUGAAACAAACACCAAUUAUGAUGGCAUUAAAAAGAGGACACUAUGAUGUUUAUCAUCUCCUUGUGUCUGAGGGUGCAGACCUGACCCUUACUGAUAAAAACAACAGAGACUGUCUGAUGUUGGCAUGUCAGGGAGGAAACAUAAAUUUAGUGAAACAUGUCUUGUCAAUGAAAACAUGUGACAUCAACAGGCGGGGAGGAUAUUUCAAACAAACUCCAAUUAUGAUGGCAUGUGAAGGAGGACAGUAUGAUCUCCAUGUAUCUGAGGGUGCAGAUCUGACCCUUACUGAUGAAUUCAACACAGACUGUCUGAUUUUGGCAUGUGAGGGAGGUAACAUAUCUACAGUGAAAUAUGUCUUGUCAAUGAAAACAUGGGACAUCAACAGGUGGGGAGAAUGUUUCAAACAAACACCAAUUAUGAUGGCAUUAAAAAGAGGACACUAUGAUGUUUAUCAUCUUCUUGAAUCUGAGGGAGCAGAUCUGACCCUUACUGACGAUGACAACUGUGACUGUCUGAUGUUGGCAUGUGAGGGAGGAAACAAAUCUAUAGUGAAACGUGUCUUGUCAAUGAAAACAUGUGACAUCAACAGGCAGGGAGGAGAGUUGAAACAAACACCAAUUAUGAUGGCAUUGGAAGAAAGACACUAUGAUGUUUUUCAUCUCCUUGUAUCUGAGGGUGCAGAUCUGACCCUUACUGAUAACAACAACAGAGACUGUCUGAUGUUGGCAUGUGAGGGAGGAAACAUAAAUAUAGUGAAACAUGUCUUGUCAAUGAAAACAUGGGAUAUCAAUAAGCGGGGAGGAUAUUUGAAACAAACACCAAUUAUGAUGGCGUUAGAAGAAGGACACCAUGAUGUUUAUAAUCUCCUUGUAUCAGAGGGUGCAGAUCUGACCCUUACUGAUAAAAACAACAAAGACUGUCUGAUGUUGGCAUGUAAGGGAGGAAACAUAAAUACAGUGAAACAUGUCUUGUCAAUGAAAACAUGUGGCAUCAACAGGCGGGGCGGAUUUUUCGAACAAACACCAAUUAUGAUGGCAUUAGAAGAAGGACACUAUGAUGUUUAUCAUCUCCUUGUAUCAGAGGGUGCAGAUCUGACCCUUACUGAUGAAUACAACACAGACUGUCUGAUGUUGGCAUGUCAGGGAGGAAACAUAAAUACAGUGAAACAUGUCUUGUCAAUGAAAACAUGUGACAUCAACAGGCGGGGAGGAUGGUUGAAACAAACACCAAUUAUGAUGGCAUUAAAAAGAGGACACUAUGAUGUUUAUCAUCUCCUUGUGUCUGAGGGUGCAGACCUGACCCUUACUGAUAAAAACAACAGAGACUGUCUGAUGUUGGCAUGUCAGGGAGGAAACAUAAAUUUAGUGAAACAUGUCUUGUCAAUGAAAACAUGUGACAUCAACAGGCGGGGAGGAUAUUUCAAACAAACUCCAAUUAUGAUGGCAUGUGAAGGAGGACAGUAUGAUCUCCAUGUAUCUGAGGGUGCAGAUCUGACCCUUACUGAUGAAUUCAACACAGACUGUCUGAUUUUGGCAUGUGAGGGAGGUAACAUAUCUACAGUGAAAUAUGUCUUGUCAAUGAAAACAUGGGACAUCAACAGGUGGGGAGAAUGUUUCAAACAAACACCAAUUAUGAUGGCAUUAAAAAGAGGACACUAUGAUGUUUAUCAUCUUCUUGAAUCUGAGGGAGCAGAUCUGACCCUUACUGACGAUGACAACUGUGACUGUCUGAUGUUGGCAUGUGAGGGAGGAAACAAAUCUAUAGUGAAACGUGUCUUGUCAAUGAAAACAUGUGACAUCAACAGGCAGGGAGGAGAGUUGAAACAAACACCAAUUAUGAUGGCAUUGGAAGAAAGACACUAUGAUGUUUUUCAUCUCCUUGUAUCUGAGGGUGCAGAUCUGACCCUUACUGAUAACAACAACAGAGACUGUCUGAUGUUGGCAUGUCAGAGAGGUAACAUAUCUACAGUGAAACAUGUCUUGUCAAUGAAAACAUGUGGCAUCAACAGGCGGGGCGGAUUUUUCGAACAAACACCAAUUAUGAUGGCAUUAGAAGAAGGACACUAUGAUGUUUAUCAUCUCCUUGUAUCAGAGGGUGCAGAUCUGACCCUUACUGAUGAAUACAACACAGACUGUCUGAUGUUGGCAUGUGAGGGAGGAAACAUAUCUAUAGUGAAACAUGUCUUGUCAAUGAAAACAUGUGACAUCAACAGGCAGGGAGGAGAGUUGAACCAAACACCAAUUAUGAUGGCAUUCGAAGGAGGACACUAUGAUGUUUAUCAUCUCCUUGUAUCUGAGGGUGCAGAUCUCACCCUAACUGAUAAAUACAAAAGAGACUGUCUGAUGUUGGCAUGUGAAGGAGGUACAAUAUCUAUAGUGAAACAUGUCUUGUCAACGAAAACAUGUGACAUCAACAGACGGGGAGGAAAAUUGAAACAAACACCAAUUAUGAUGGUAUUGAAAGGACGACACCAUGAUGUUUAUCAUCUCCUUGUAUCUGAGGGAGCAGAUCUGACCCUUACUGAUGGUGACAGCACAAACUGUCUGAUGUUGGCAUGUGAGGGAGGUACAAUAUCUAUAGUGAAACAUGUCUUGUCAAUGAAAAAAUGUGACAUCAACAGACGGGGAGGAAAAUUGAACCAAACACCAAUUAUGAUGGCAUUGAAAGGACGACACCAUGAUGUUUAUCAUCUCCUUGUAUCUGAGGGUGCAGAUCUGACCCUUACUGAUGGUGACAGCAGAAACUGUCUGAUGUUGGCAUGUGAGGGAGGUACAAUAUCUAUAGUGAAACAUGUCUUGUCAAUGAAAACAUGUGACAUCAACAGACAGGGAGGAAAAUUGAACCAAACACCAAUUAUGAUGGCAUUGAAAGGACGACAUCAUGAUGUUUAUCAUCUCCUUGUAUCUGAGGGAGCAGAUCUGACCCUUACUGAUGAAUACAACAGAGGCUGUAUGAUGUUGGCAUGUGAGGGAGGAAACAUAUCUAUAGUGAAACAUGUCUUGUCAAUGAAAACAUGUGACAUCAACAGGCGGGGAGGAGAGUUGAACCAAACACCAAUUAUGAUGGCAUUGAAAGGAGGACACUAUGAUGUUUAUCAUCUCCUUGUAUCUGAGGGUGCAGAUCUGACCCUUACUGAUAAAAACAACAGAGACUGUCUGAUGUUGGCAUGUCAGAGAGGUAACAUAUCUACAGUGAAACAUGUCUUGUCAAUGAAAACAUGUGACAUCAACAGGCGGGGAGGAGAGUUGAACCAAACACCAAUUAUGAUGGCAUUGGAAGGAAGACACUAUGAUGUUUAUCAUCUCCUUGUAUCUGAGGGUGCAGAUCUGACCCUUACUGAUAACAACAACAGAGACUGUCUGAUGUUGGCAUUUGAGGAAGGUACAAUAUCUAUAGUGAAACAUGUCUUGUCAAUGAAAACAUGUGACAUCAACAGACGGGGAGGAAGAUUGAAACAAACACCAAUUAUGAUGGCAUUGGAAGGAGGAUACUAUGAUGUUUAUCAUCUCCUUGUAUCUGAGGGUGCGGAUCUGACCCUUACUGAUUGUAACAACAGAGACUGUCUGAUGUUGGCAUGUGAGGGAGGUACAAUAUCUAUAGUGAAACAUGUCUUGUCAAUGAAAACAUGUGACAUCAACAGACGGGGAGGAAAUAUGAAACAAACACCAAUUAUGAUGGCAUUGGAAGGACGACACUAUGAUGUUUAUCAUCUCCUUGUAUCUGAGGGUGCAGAUCUGACAGUUACUGAUGAAUACAACAGAGACUGUCUGAUGUUGGCAUGUGAGGGAGGUACAAUAUCCAUAGUGAAACAUGUCUUGUCAAUGAAAACAUGUGACAUCAACAGGCAGGGAGGAUAUUGUAGACAAACACCAAUUAUGAUGGCAUUGGAAGGAAGACACUAUGAUUUUUAUCAUCUCCUUGUAUCUGAGGGUGCAGAUCUGACCCUUACUGAUAAAAACAACAGAGACUGUCUGAUGUUGGCAUGUGAGGGAGGAAACAUAUCUGUAGUGAAACAUGUCUUGUCAAUGAAAACAUGUGACAUCAACAGGCGGGGAGGAGAGUUGAACCAAACACCAAUUAUGAUGGCAUUGGAAGGAAGACACUAUGAUGUUUAUCAUCUCCUUGUAUCUGAGGGUGCGGAUCUGACCCUUACUGAUGAAUACAACAGAGACUGUCUGAUGUUGGCAUGUGAGAGAGGUACACAAUCUAUAGUGAAACAUGUCUUGUCAAUGAAAAAAUGUGACAUCAACAGACGGGGAGGAAAAUUGAAACAAACACCAAUUAUGAUGGCAUUGAAAGGACGACACCAUGAUGUUUAUCAUCUCCUUGUAUCUGAGGGUGCAGAUCUGACCCUUACUGAUGGUGACAGCAGAAACUGUCUGAUGUUGGCAUGUGAGGGAGGUACAAUAUCUAUAGUGAAACAUGUCUUGUCAAUGAAAACAUGUGACAUCAACAGACAGGGAGGAAAAUUGAAACAAACACCAAUUAUGAUGGCAUUGAAAGGACGACAUCAUGAUGUUUAUCAUCUCCUUGUAUCUGAGGGAGCAGAUCUGACCCUUACUGAUGAAUACAACAGAGGCUGUAUGAUGUUGGCAUGUGAGGGAGGAAACAUAUCUAUAGUGAAACAUGUCUUGUCAAUGAAAACAUGUGACAUCAACAGGCGGGGAGGAGAGUUGAACCAAACACCAAUUAUGAUGGCAUUGAAAGGAGGACACUAUGAUGUUUAUCAUCUCCUUGUAUCUGAGGGUGCAGAUCUGACCCUUACUGAUAAAAACAACAGAGACUGUCUGAUGUUGGCAUGUCAGAGAGGUAACAUAUCUACAGUGAAACAUGUCUUGUCAAUGAAAACAUGUGACAUCAACAGGCGGGGAGGAAAAUUGAACCAAACACCAAUUAUGAUGGCAUUGGACGAAAGACACUAUGAUGUUUAUCAUCUCCUUGUAUCUGAGGGUGCAGAUCUCACCCUAACUGAUAAAUACAAAAGAGACUGUCUGAUGUUGGCAUGUGAAGGAGGUACAAUAUCUAUAGUGAAACAUGUCUUGUCAACGAAAACAUGUGACAUCAACAGACGGGGAGGAAAAUUGAAACAAACACCAAUUAUGAUGGCAUUGAAAGGACGACACCAUGAUGUUUAUCAUCUCCUUGUAUCUGAGGGUGCGGAUCUGACCCUUACUGAUGAAUACAACAGAGACUGUCUGAUGUUGGCAUGUGAGAGAGGUACACAUUCUAUAGUGAAACAUGUCUUGUCAAUGAAAAAAUGUGACAUCAACAGACGGGGAGGAAAAUUGAAACAAACACCAAUUAUGAUGGCAUUGAAAGGACGACACCAUGAUGUUUAUCAUCUCCUUGUAUCUGAGGGUGCAGAUCUGACCCUUACUGAUGGUGACAACAGAGACUGUCUGAUGUUGGCAUGUGAGGGAGGAAACAUAUCUAUAGUGAAACAUGUCUUGUCAAUGAAAACAUGUGACAUUAACAGAAAGGUAGGAAGAUCGAAACAAACACCAAUUAUGAUGGCAUUGGAAAGAGGACACUAUGAUGUUUAUCAUCUCCUUGUAUCUGAGGGUGCAGAUCUGACACUUACCGUAUAUGACCGCAGAGAAGCCGACCCCGUAGAUAAGCCGAGGUGUUAAUUUGACCAUUGAAAUACGAAA